Molecule: messenger RNA, 4602 nt
Organism: Condylura cristata (star-nosed mole)
Lineage: Eukaryota; Metazoa; Chordata; Mammalia; Eulipotyphla; Talpidae
Gene: LOXL3
Product: lysyl oxidase-like 3
Exons: 11
Coding region: 2837-4510 (557 amino acids)
Biological process (GO): peptidyl-lysine oxidation; inflammatory response
Cellular component (GO): membrane
Molecular function (GO): copper ion binding; protein-lysine 6-oxidase activity
Source: RefSeq, a predicted model, not a curated record
CUGCAGCACCAGGGAGGGCCUCAGGCAUUAUGUUUAAGCUGGCUUCUUAAAGAAUGAAAUAGCUCAAACAUUCAAGCCAAUUAAAAAGAAAUAAGGUUUUAAAUUUUAUUUUUAGAACUUAUUCUCCUGGAGUAAGUUUGGGAGAUGAGCUCAGUUUGUGAAUAACCACAGCAUAUGGGACUUGGGCAAAAAGGGUACUCUCAUCCUGAUCUGCCUCGGCUUUGCACCCCAGUCAUCCCAAGUAAACGUCCUGGGUAUCAUCCCUGGCUCUGUGGCCCUGGUCCCUGGUCUCGGGCCUGAAAAUGCCAAAACCCAGAGAGCAUAAAAAUAAAAAAGACCAGACCAAGACAGUUCUCUCUCCUAGACUGGUCAGUCUGGUGGUUCUAACAAUCCUAACACCCUCCUACCUACACUUCUCCUAAUCCUUCUCUCAGGUUUAGAUGAACCCUCCUUUGGACAACUGAGUCUUUAUUCUCCAUCUGUGUUAGCCUAGUUUCUAUGGGUCCUAUGACCUUCACUACUGCGUGCCCACCUGGUGAAUUACUCAUGAGACUAAACAGCUGUGAAGGCCAGAGCCUUAGAACUAGCUGCUUUUAGAACACCCUCCCAUUAGGAACCCUUCAACUGUUAGGAGUGGAAAUUUUGCUCUUGUUCCAUCUGCAUCAGUCUUUCCCACUUGGUUUUAGACUGAUCCUGACUCUGCUGUUGUCUUAUCCUCACAGAAAGUUGAGGAAGCGAGCGGCCAAAGCAUCGGCCCAACGCCCCAAGUCCCUUGGAAGACCAAUCACCAAACUUAAAGUCAUACCCAAACCCCGAAUGGGCAGGGGGCCAAUCAAGAGGUAAAUAUAGUUGAAGUUGGGUGGAGAAGAGUGGGAGCUUCUAGUGACGAGUUGGGGGAAGUGGGCUGUGGUCAGGAAGGGUUCAAAAGAGGCCCUGAAAAGGUGAAGGAGCAGCAGCAGCAAUUACAAAUCACCUUCUAGAUGAAUCACUAACACAUAAAGAUGGCCCUUAUGUUGGUCUCUGUUGAAAUUAUGCCUUUAUGUUGGAAUUGUGCUCAUCCCCAGAUUUGUUAAAAGUCUCAAUGUUUAUCUACUGAUUACCCUUAUUCCACAGGCUUAUCUCCCCUGCACCCAGUCAAUCCUUGUAGAUCAGAUACUCUGACACUUUUUUUCCUUCAGACACACUUCUCCCCUGAGAAGUCUGCCUAAGAGAUCGGUAUCCCCAUUCUACUUCACCUGAUUAAUAUUUUUAAAUGCUACCUGCUUUGAGUUGAGACUCCAGGUCUUCUCUGGAACCUUUACCAGGGAUGGAUUCACAUAGACAGUCUGGCCCAGUAACAGAUAGUCUUCCAUAAUUUUCCUCCUGGGUUCUUUUGGAACCCAAGGGAAGCUUCCAAUCCCAUGAUCAACCUCACUUCUGAUCAGUCUCACUUUCAAAGGUCAUAUGCAUAUGCAAAAUCUCCCUGAGUUGAGAUACAGAGAAAUCAUCCCUUUCAUUGUCCCCUCCUCUCUUCAGCACAUUCAGGGAUCACCCAGUGAUCCCCCUUGGUAUCCCUUAAUUCCCAAGCCCUCCUCUGUGGCUUCCAAGUUGCUUAGAAUUUGAGGGUGUUGUUGAGCCCCUCUGGUUUGGGGUCAUCUUUGUCCAACAUGGCCAUACUCUGGCUCCACAUUAAAGUGCAUGCUGUCAUUUUUUACACUAUUAGUUAUGGGGAAAAGGGAGGAAGGAGUUGAGGAGAGAGAUGUCUUUCCUGCCAUGGCCUCUUUAACUUUUAUUUUCAGCCAAACAGGACUUUGGGAGAGUACCUGAUCUCUUUGAACUUCAGAAUCCACUUACCCUGAACUUCUAAAGGUAUUCUGUAAUGUCUCCAGGCUUUGUUUUGUUCCUAACUUCUGUCUUCCUACUCAAUGGCUUCACAUCAUCUGUUCCUUCCCUCAUCUGACAUUAAGUGACAAGGCACAUUACUCCAAUAAUCUACCACCAAACCAGCCUCAUCGGGUUCCCUUCUCUUUGGACUCAAAUCAGCGGUUCUGGAAAGGAGGUACUCCUCUCUUCACAAAGCUUCCUGCAACUGCUCAUUCUGUUGGUGUCAGUAAACAAAUUCUCAUUCUCUCAGGCAUCUCUCUGCAGUGUUUCCAAGCUUUAACAUCUCUACUUUAGUCUCAUAUUUCUGUUGGAGAGACCAGAAUGUUCUGUUACAUUUAAAAUCACAGAAGCAUGGACUACCUCAUUCAAGACUGGCUCAUCUUAGGUCUGGGGAUAGCAUUCUGGUGUUCAUAUUCAUGCUAUGUGUCUGGUCACAAGGUCCUUCUAAUAUUUGUCUCUCUUGUGUUGAUACAUCUUCAUUCUUGCAUAUGCCAGUUCCAAUCUUUCCUGCGUCCACCAUCUAGUCUGUUUUUUUCGUAACUGCAUAAUGUACUCUGAGAAGCCACUCAGACCCAGGAGACCAUCUUAUGCCUUUGUAUCCUGACUCAUCAGCUAUUUCAGUCUCAGCAUAACAGAAGGAUCUGCUCACACUGGCUAUUCAAACUUCCUGUUUGUGUCAGCCACUCCCUCCCGCCCAUCUCUUCCACUGGGGCACCCUGGCUUCCCGUUCUCUUUGCACAGCAGCGUCAGCCUCAGCCUCCAUUAGGGCCAGCAGCCUGAAACCAUGUGGAGUAAGGUUUCUGUCAGGCAAGUCAAGACUAGCCAUCCUUCCCUCAAGGCUCUUCUGCUGCAGAAGGUCCCCAAGGGCCCCCACCUGAGUAACCUAGGCUGCUCUUGCAGCUCGGAAACUCAUCACUCCCUUUGUCUCUUCAGAGGGAACAGCAGAAAGAGGGAAAGGAAAGAAUAAGUGGUCAUGAAAGCUUGGGGGAUGGUGGAAGCAUGGAUUGGGAGGAGGGUUGUGGGCAAAGGUGCAGGAGCAUUGUUUUACCCUACUGCACCCCACUCCUGUCCCCCCAGGUUGCUGGCCCAGCGGCAGCAACACUCCUUUGGUCUGCAUGGGGUGGCAUGCAUGGGCACGGAAGCCCACCUCUCCCUCUGCUCCUUGGAGUUCUAUCGAGCCAAUGACACCACCAGGUGCCCUGGGGGGGCCCCUGCGGUGGUGAGCUGUGUGCCAGGCCUUCUCUACGCAGCAUCCAGUGGCCAGAAGAAGCAACAACAGUCGAAGCCGCAGGGGGAGGUCCGAGUGCGUCUAAAGGGUGGGUCCCAUCCUGGAGAAGGCCGAGUGGAAGUCCUGAAGGCUGGCACAUGGGGCACAGUCUGUGAUCGCAAGUGGGACCUACAGGCAGCCAGUGUGGUGUGUCGGGAGCUGGGCUUUGGGAGCGCUCGAGAGGCACUGAGUGGUGCCCGCAUGGGCCAGGGUAUGGGUGCCAUCCACCUGAGUGAAGUUCGAUGCUCUGGACAAGAACCCUCCCUCUGGAGGUGCCCCCACAAGAACAUCACAGCUGAGGACUGUUCCCACAGCCAGGAUGCGGGAGUUCGAUGCAACCUGCCUUACACUGGGGUAGAAACAAAGAUCCGACUCAGUGGGGGCCGCAGCAGAUAUGAGGGGCGAGUCGAGGUGCAAACAGGAGGACCUGGGCCUCUUCGCUGGGGCCUCAUCUGUGGGGAUGGCUGGGGGACACUGGAGGCCAUGGUAGCCUGUAGGCAACUUGGACUGGGCUAUGCAAACCAUGGCCUGCAGGAGACCUGGUAUUGGGACUCUGGAAACAUAACAGAUGUAGUAAUGAGUGGAGUGCGCUGCACAGGGACAGAGCUGUCCCUGGACCAAUGUGCUCAUCACGGCAUCCACAUCGCCUGCAAGAGGACAGAGGCCCGCUUCACUGCUGGAGUCAUCUGCUCUGAAACUGCAUCAGAUCUGCUGUUGCACUCAGCAUUGGUACAGGAGACGGCCUACAUCGAGGACCGGCCCCUACACAUGUUGUAUUGUGCUGCAGAAGAGAACUGCCUGGCCAGCUCGGCCCGCUCAGCCAACUGGCCUUAUGGCCAUCGGCGUCUGCUCCGAUUCUCCUCCCAGAUCCACAACCUGGGAAGAGCUGACUUCAGGCCCAAGGCUGGGCGCCACUCCUGGGUGUGGCAUGAGUGUCAUGGGCAUUACCACAGUAUGGACAUCUUCACUCACUAUGAUAUCCUGACCCCCAAUGGCACCAAGGUAGCUGAGGGCCACAAAGCUAGCUUCUGUCUAGAAGAUACUGAGUGUCAGGAAGAAGUCGCCAAGAGGUAUGAGUGUGCCAACUUUGGAGAGCAGGGCAUCACCGUGGGUUGCUGGGAUCUCUACCGACAUGAUAUCGAUUGUCAAUGGAUCGACAUCACAGAUGUGAAGCCAGGAAACUAUAUUCUGCAGGUGGUCAUCAACCCCAAUUUCGAAGUAGCGGAGAGUGACUUCACAAAUAAUGCAAUGAAAUGUAACUGCAAAUAUGAUGGACAUCGCAUCUGGGUGCACAACUGCCACAUUGGUGAUGCCUUCAGUGAAGAGGCCAACAGAAGGUUCGAGCGCUAUCCUGGCCAGACCAGCAAUCAGAUCGUCUGAGGUGCCACCACCUCCUCGGCAAACCACCACUGGCCCCUAAGGCAGGGGUCUGAGGCUGCAUUACCUCAGGAGCUUACCAAGGAACCCUCGAU